Molecule: messenger RNA, 1617 nt
Organism: Physcomitrium patens
Lineage: Eukaryota; Viridiplantae; Streptophyta; Bryopsida; Funariales; Funariaceae
Source: RefSeq, a predicted model, not a curated record
ACGCCAUACAAGCCGAAGAUCUGCUGGAGGAAGGCAAUGCGGUGGAAUCCUUGGAAGAAGGUGUUGGUCUCUGCUGUGCAGGAGAAUGCCGAUCUGGCAGAGAAAUUCCUGAUUCCAGGAUUUAGAUAACCGAGCUAAUGUUACCUCCUUUACGUGUUCGUGGAACGUUACGUUUGCUCAUAUCCCAAAUGAGUUCUGCUUCAUCUCAGUGUAGGGGUUAUGCUUCAAAUGGUUUUGUAGGCUGGUAGAAGAAAUCCUUUGGACGACGUACGCUCACAGAUUUCACAGCCGUGACGGUGACAUGUAAGGUGUUUUCUGGAGUUUUAGGUUGAAGUCGCUGAGCUUGUGCUGCUUUGUUGUCUAUCGGAAUUGGUAGUCGCGUGGUGUAGUUGUAGAAUUGGGUUGACUCGGAAAGGAGCGUAGUUUGCGAGGACAUGCUACACUGAGUUGGAGGGGUAUUUUAAAUUUGAGUGAAGUGGCUGGUAGAGAUUCGAGUGUGUCGAAGGGGCAGCUGAAAGAGCUACAUUGAAUUUGUCACGGUGCAAAUCAAUGGGACACGUUAUGCAAAUAUCUGCGGUGGGUCAUUUGUGAAAGAUGCCCUUGUAGAACUAUUGGCGAUUGUGAUAACCUUAAUUUUAGAGGUUCACAGAGAUGGCCGUGAUGGCCUUCUGGUCGUUUUCAACUUUGGGAGCGCUCUCUUGUCUACCGGAUCCCGCUGCAACACCAAGAUGGCAGAGUUGUAAAAUUUCAUACUAUGCGACGUUGAGGAGCGCUCACUGCCCGAGGUUCCUCACAAAGCUUUCUCUGAAGAAUAUUCAGUAUACCAGACCAAAUCGGAGGCUGUCCAUCGCAGCGGCAGCAGAAGUACCUGAUUUCCUGCCUACAACUUGGGAGAAGCCCAACAAACCGAUUGGUCCUACUUUUGAUUUGUCAGCUGAGCAGGUUACGCUUUUACAACUAGAAGCACUCCAAGAUAAUGACAUCCCCUAUGCAGAUCACGGUAUAGAAAUAAUGUACAGGUUUGCAGGUUUCGACCCAUUCAAACGUUCCGAGUAUUUUGGUCCGACUUUUGAUUUAGGCCAGUUCGAAAGAUUCAGACGCAUUUUCCACCACACCUCAUUUCGUGUUCUAUUGAAUCAUACCGAUCGUCGCAUCUUAAGCAGCUUGUUCGUCAAUGAGCAUUGCUUCAAGCAAAGGGUAUGCAUCGUUGGAGCUCGACCAGGGGAAGAAGAGAUUUAUGAGUUUACCCUUGCACAGAGAAUCGGAGGAAACUGGGAUGGCUACUGGCUCACUCAGAGCCUUCGACAUGACGGCGAAGGCGCAAGCGGAGGCAUCGCGUAUUGAUUCGUCAAUGAUUUUAUCCGUCUACUGCUUAGCUAGAGAAGGGUUAUGAGUCUUAUGACAUCAACAAUGCAGCUCUCGAUUCACCACCAAACCAAAUGUGUAGCCGACAUACAUUGUUUGGCAUCUCCUGAGAAUACGUUCAAUGUUUUGAGAUCGUGUAGUAACUGUAAAUUCACCACUUGUAAAAACAAUUGCACAGAACGUGUUCUGGCAUAUGCAUUGAUCAUGUUUAUUUCCUGAAUACCUUCACAAUGUUAAAUCAUUUUUUGUCCA